AUAAUGUUGGUGUGACUCGCCCAUCGAUUGACUGGUCGUGAGCCCUUCAAUUAUGCAUGCUUCGACGAGGCACAUAAUGUUUGAGAACACUUCAUAUAGCCCCGAAAUCCGUUAAAUUUCGGGCACAGCAAGAUUUCAUUCUCAGCGACUUGCCAAUACUUCCUUCUUUGACGAGACUGGGUUUAGUUCAACAACAUCUUUCAUACCCAGUUGCAAACACUGGUACGACAACGUCCAAUAAAGAUGGACGCCUUCCGAUACAGUAUCAAGUCAAGAACAUUUUGUAUUGAGAACGUUCCGAUACCUGAGCCACAGGAAAAGCAGAUCCUUGUCAAGGUCGAAGCAGCCGGACUCUGUGCUAGCGAUCAUCACAUUAUCAGCCAUCAUGGCGAUCUCUUUCUCACCGUUGAUGACAAAAUCACACUUGGACACGAGGUAGCCGGGACAGUUGUCAAACUUGGUCCAGGUGUCACGUCUGUCCAGAUUGGGGCGCGCAUUGCCAAUGCUCUCAAGAGCCAUCCGACGAAAGAAGCGGUACCAAGUACAGCGAUUGGUCUUGGCUACGAUGGCGGUUAUGCGGAGUUCGUCAUCAUGCACGAAGAAUUCGCCAUACCCAUACCAGACAACGUCACCUUCGCCGAAGCUGCGGUUGCCGCUGAUUCUAUCACUACUGCAUAUCAUGCUGUGGUGAUUGAGGGACGCGUCAACAAAGGUUGUACCGUCGCAGUUAUCGGACUCGGAGGCCUAGGUUUGAACGCGGUCGCUGUGGCUGCGCUACAGGGUGCAAAAGUAUUCGGCGUCGACAUCUCCAACGCAAGAUUCGAGACCGCGAUAGCAAUGGGAGCAAAGGCCUGUGCCACUUCAUUAAGUGACUUCAACCAAGUCCAGUUCGACGUCAUUCUUGAUUUCGCUGGUAUGGGUAAAACGACCGCAGACGCAAUUGAAGCAGUAAGCCUAGGAGGCGUUGUUGUGAUUGUUGGACUUGGAGUGGACACUACUUCAAUUAGCACGAGAACCUUAAUACUAAAAAACGCAACGCUCCGAGGCUCGAUUGGUGGUAGCAUAUCUGAGUUUAGGGAGGUACUAGCCUUGAUAAGCGAGAAGCAGAUCAAACCACACGUUAAGGAAGUUACCUUUGCAAGCAUCAAGGAGAACCUGAUGCGGAUAGGAGAGGGUAAAGUCACUGGACGAUUGUACUGUAGUCCU
Molecule: messenger RNA, 1206 nt
Organism: Boeremia exigua
Lineage: Eukaryota; Fungi; Ascomycota; Dothideomycetes; Pleosporales; Didymellaceae
Product: chaperonin 10-like protein
Exons: 1
Molecular function (GO): oxidoreductase activity; zinc ion binding
Source: RefSeq, a predicted model, not a curated record